AUGAACAUGCUGCUGUCCCGCAAGCGCAGCCGCGAGAUGGAGCCGCCGCUGCCGUCGCUGCCCGUGCUGCGCCGCCCGAGCGGCUGGCUGCGCGCCGACGCCGGCGCCGUCGAGCCGCUGCCCAAGAUCGAGGUGCCCAUCCGGCCGCUGUCGCGCGCGCGCCUGAGCUCGCAGGAGCUGUUCCUGAGCGUGGUCAUGGAGUGGCAGAAGGCCGAGCCGCUGAGCCUGCUGGACGCCGCCGCGCACACGGACACGGCCUCGGACGGCUACACGACGCCCAGCUCGGAGGACUCGGACGUGGAGGCAUCGCCCCUCAAGAAGGGCAAGCGCGCCGACGAGGUGAGCCCCACGAGCGUGCACAACCGCGACCUGACGCCGCUGCGGCUCGACUACAUCUCGGAGCCCGUCAAGAUGAUCGGCGCCUACACGCCCGCGGCGCGCCGCGUGCUGCUGCAGAAGUACAUGGCCAAGCGCGCGCGCAGGCUGUCGCAGCACAAGGUGCGCUACGGCGUGCGCAAGACGCUGGCCAACGCCCGCCCGCGCGUCAAAGGCCGCUUCGUCAAGACCGUGCAGCCGCUCACCGCCGCCGCCGUCGAGGCCCAGCAGCAGCAGCGGCAACAAGCCCAGUGA
Messenger RNA from Phytophthora sojae, 630 nucleotides. RefSeq lists its product as hypothetical. The coding region runs from base 1 to 630 and encodes 209 amino acids. The transcript has a single exon. The record is from RefSeq and is a predicted model, not a curated record. Lineage: Eukaryota; Oomycota; Peronosporomycetes; Peronosporales; Peronosporaceae. Gene Ontology annotation, molecular function: protein binding. Gene Ontology annotation, biological process: regulation of flower development.